CAAUACGCACAUAACGCGUGCAGGCACCGCCGUCGAGGGACCGCUUCGCUACAUUCCCACCUCCUCGUCCUUCAGAUAGUGAGCUGCUUGUGGUAAACGCAACAGUAGCUGGCGUAGACGCUUUUAUUUAUCAAUUAACUGAGACAAAGAAAUGAAGUGACUUUAAUAUUCCCCGAGUGGUGUCAGUGAUCGGAAGGCGAGAGUGAACAGCUGAGAAUAAAAAAAAAAAAAACUUGAGUGAUCUCUUUAAACGUGGACAUUUUAACCGAUAUGAUUCUCUACGGGAACGCGGCCUUGACUCCCUCGCCAUCCUCCUCCUCCUCGUCGUCGUCGCCAAUAUCUCAAACAACAAUGUCGCCUCAGUGUGGGCUCGGGGUUGGUGACAUCUCCCUAACACACUGCAAGAGCGAGUUGAACGACCUCCUGCUGCCUCCUAACAUCCACCCCAUGUUAUUGUCGACCAUCCCCAAGUGUGCGGGGUGCUCUGAGGCCAUCCUGGACCGGUUCAUCCUUAAGGUGCUGGAGAGGACGUGGCACUCCCGUUGCCUUAAGUGUGCUGACUGUGGGGCGCAGCUCACAGACAAGUGCUUCGCCAGGAACCAACAGGUGUACUGCAAAGAGGACUUCUUCAGGCGGUACGGGACCAAAUGCUCCGGGUGUGAGCAAGGUAUCCCACCCACCCAGGUCGUGCGCCGUGCCCAGGAAAACGUCUACCACCUCCACUGUUUCGCUUGCGUCAUCUGCCAGCGACAACUGAACACGGGUGACGAAUUCUAUCUGAUGGAGGACAACAAACUGGUGUGUAAGAGCGACUACGAGCAGGCCAAGCAGAGAGGUAUGUCGCUGAAGGAAGGAGACGCGACAAACAAACGACCACGUACCACCAUCUCGGCGCGGCAGUUGGAGCAACUCAAACAGGCCUACAAAGAGAGUCCCAAACCCGCUCGCCACGUUAGGGAACAGCUCUCUCAGACCCUUGGCCUCGACAUGAGAGUUGUGCAGGUCUGGUUCCAAAACAGGCGCGCCAAGGAGAAACGACUAAAGAAGGACGCUGGUCGCACACGCUGGGGCCAGUACUUCCGCUCAAUGAAGAAUGGCGGCCGUGAGAAGCGACGGGAUGAUGAUAAGAGUGACGCCGAUCUCGACAUGGACUCACAGCUCGACGCUUACGACGACAUGAUCAUCGAGAUGCCUGACGGGUACCGCACGCCGGGGCCACCACUGGACCUGGAACCUGGGCAGACGGCAAUGAGCCCACACCUUGGGCCCCCUCACCCAGGCCCUCCCCACCACCCCUUCAUUCAUGGAGCUGGAACACCCCCAUACAUGGCAGGGGGCGGUGGACACUCCCCCAGCGCCCCUGUACCUCCUCACCCCAUGGCUGCCCCAUUCCCAUAUUCAGAGCCUCUACCGCCCUACCAGACACCCAUGAGUAAGUUCUCUAUGAUUUAUUUUUUAUGAUUAGGUGAGAAAUAAAAGAUUUUAAGGUGUAGGACACUGUACCAACCUAUUACAUCACAGUUCUGGUAUCAUUAAAAUUCUCUGCCAAUAUCAAUAUCAUACCCUUUAUUACUAGGGAUUUGAACCUGCUGGAUAAUAAGAAAAUUUCCUCAGUGAAAAAAAAAAUUAUGUAAUACUGUGUCCAGUAUUUGAAAUACUUUGGCUUUACAUUAAAUCAGGGCAGAUUAAAAAAGCUGUGGGUGGGAGAACAUGGCGAGCACAGUGAACCUACCCAAUUGGUGGGCACUGUAAGACCCCCAGAAUUUGUUGAAAUCUUACUAAUAUCAUGGGCAUUUUCAGGCUAUUUUGAAGCCAUGUGCACUUGAUAUUAGGAGAUAUUGUGAGGAUAAUAAUAAUUACUUUUUACUAUAAAAACAACCCGAGUAUAAUAAUCCAUUAAAUAAAAGUAUUGGAUGCCCCUGCAUUUAUAUACAGUAGAGUACUGUACAAUAUUUAUAUAGGUUUAAUCAAAGACAGUAUUGUUAAGUAUUCAUACAAAUUCAAGCUUUUUCUCUGAGCGUUUUUUAUUCUUUAAAGAAAUCAUUAUCUUCCGAUACUUUGGCUGGUUUGACAAUUACAGUAUGUAAUCAAAUAUCCAUUGUUGUGCACCAGCUGUUUUUAAUGCUUUUGCAGGUAUGGCUGAGUGGCACCAAGCACACACACACAAAUAAAAUACAGUAAAGAGAUAAACUGAUUUUUGCAUGCAUUAGCCAAAUGUAGAAAUGUAUAGUAUUACUUCACAAUGAAUUUUCCUGUUUUCCAGACAUCUG
Molecule: messenger RNA, 2270 nt
Organism: Homarus americanus (American lobster)
Lineage: Eukaryota; Metazoa; Arthropoda; Malacostraca; Decapoda; Nephropidae
Product: LIM/homeobox protein Lhx3-like
Exons: 8
Coding region: 271-1461 (396 amino acids)
Biological process (GO): neuron differentiation; regulation of transcription by RNA polymerase II
Cellular component (GO): nucleus
Molecular function (GO): DNA-binding transcription factor activity, RNA polymerase II-specific; RNA polymerase II transcription regulatory region sequence-specific DNA binding
Source: RefSeq, a predicted model, not a curated record